This is a messenger RNA of Cotesia congregata, 4145 nucleotides long. NCBI's taxonomy places the organism in Eukaryota, Metazoa, Arthropoda, Insecta, Hymenoptera, Braconidae. The record is from the annotation of a GenBank genome assembly.
AUGGCUGAAAAUGGAUUUGAAUCAGAGAUUGGAUCCCAAGAGAAUCUCGCGGCUGAAGCAAUUAAUCUUGACAUUGAUGAGUUGGACGACACUGAAUAUGCAAUACCAGCAGUGGACAAGCUACCCUCGUUAGAAAGUAUCCUAACAGAGCCAGACUGUGCAUCUCUCUCCGGAACGGAGCUCGAUAUAAAUUCAGCAGUAGCCUCCUCCUCAUCCUCAGUCUUAGGACCCUCAAACCUUCUCGGCCCAGACCCAAUAGACGGAAGUGAAACGACAAGUAUCGGAAGUUUACUAUCCCUAAACUCCCUAAACAAACCCCAGACAAGAAACCCUGAAUUCCCACUAUCAGGUGUGAUAUUAAAGCACGCAAUAAUGCGAGGCAUAACAUCUCAAAUAAAGUCAGCAAGUGAGAAAGUAAACGGCGGCCUAGCGAGUGCAGUAGCAGCCGGUGGAGACAUGCUAGUAAUAGGGACCAGCCACGGCUUAAUUCUAGCCUUCGACUCAAAGCAAACCUUGCGUUGGUGCAACCAAGAAGCCAGACACCAGGGCUCAGUUUCAGCUCUAGGAUUCAACCAUGACGGAAGUAGAUUGCUAGCUGGGUUCGCAAGAGGACACAUUUUGAUGAUAGACAGCAGCGCUGGGAAAGUUUUGAGAGUCCUAACUGAAGUCCACCCACCCGGAACAGCUGUCUUGCACGUUAAGUUCACGGAUUUACCAACCCUGGCUCUUUGCAGCGACAGCGGCGGGUCCGUUUUUGAACUGACCUUCACCAGGACAAUGGGGGUCAGAGGCUGCGACAGUAAAUGCUUAUUCAGCGGCUCAAGAGGAGAAGUCUGCACCUUGGAGCCUCUUUUAUUAAAUAACCUACCAAGACAUCCCUUAAAGAGUUACAUUCUAGUAGCUUUAGCAACACUAUCAAAAGUAAUAGUAGUUUGCAUAAGACCCAGGAUAAGAGUCGUGCUAACUCACCCGCUUCUAGGCCCAGCCACAGCGCCUCCUCAAGUCUCCUGGCAAUUAGUAGUGAUUCAAGCGCCCGACGCUUCGAGAGUUAUCGACCCAGUACUUGCACUAGCUCGAGAAUCAACAGUACAUUUUUAUCAAGUCUGCUCAGAAGCAGGCUCCAGAGUCAGACUAUCGCCCCUCCGCAGGAUAACACUGUCCUACAUCAUCAGCAACCUAAGAUGGCUCAAUACUAGAUCUCUAGCAAUCCUAGACACUCAAGAGCGGCUCCAUCUUCUUGAUGUAAGAACCCAAGAAGACCUAGAGACAAUUGACAUGAGCCCAGUGGGAAUUUCCUACUCUUCAAGUCACUUUAAGGGACUCUCUACAGGCGGAAAUGUCUCUAAAGCAAUGGCGUUAGCAGGAGAACGCGCUUCUUAUAACACAGUAAUAACUUACGGAAGUCAGCUGCUUCUUUUGGGAACUCGGAGGCUUCAUAUUGUCUUUAUAAGGACCUGGUCUGAAAGAUUGAGGUACCUGACUCUUGAAAAAAGAUUCCCUGAGGCGCUAGCUCUAGGGUUGGCUUUUUAUCAGGAUAAAGGGAAAGCUGUUGUGGGGCUAAGUGGGCUUAAAAAAGUUAGGAAGCGCAUGACUUUUAUUAAAACGAGUCAGGUUCUUAUGCAGUAUAUGCAAGAGCUUAAUAAAUUACCAACAAUUGCUGCUUCUUCUGAAACUGCAACUACAGAAACUACUAGUAACACUAGCAGCAGUAGCAGCAGCAGUAAUAUAAAUCCUAGUGAUAGUAUUUUUUGCAACAAUAACAACAACAAUAAUAAUAACGCAGAAAAUGAAAUAAUUUCAACUUGCGUUGACUACGCAGUGCAAUUAGAAAACACUCAUUUAUUAUUCGGCCCACUUUGGGACUUAGUUUGUGACAAUACGCUCCUAAAAGGCUACUUUUUACGUGCGUUAGAAACACCUUUGCUCGACGGAAGUCUUCCACCGAGAUUGCCUCCGUUAAUAGCCCAGCAAUUGGUAGCUUUGUAUGAAAAAGAGCAGAGGUUUGAGUCACUGCAAACAAUAAUUGUUUUAUUGGACAUAGACUGCUUGGAUAUGCACCAGGUAACUACUGUUUGCCGUGAAAAGUGUCUCUGGGAGGCGCUGAUACACCUCCAGACAGUUGCACUAGGUGACUAUACUGCGCCAGUGCACCAAUUGAUGCCAAUCUUGCAGAAUUAUUUGAUAAAUAAGGAUUCUUUGUCAAGAGAGUGUAUUAAACUUGGGAAUGCGCUGUUGGUUUAUGCAAGCUGCUGCUUAGCAGGUAGAGGAUUUCCUCGAGGAGAUUUACCAGAAGGACAGCCUCCGCGUGCAAAAGCUCAGAUACUAGCUGCGUUACUAUCUCAGCACUCUAGUCUAGCAGCGGAUAGUGAAAGACAGUACCCUUAUUUACGUACUUUGUUAAAAUUUGAUGCGAGGGGAUUUUUGGAUGUUAUUUCAAUGGCGUUUCAGGAGCCGGAGUUUAAAACUGAGAUGGGUUAUAGGCAACGUCAGCGGCUUAUUGAUAUUUUAUUGACUAUUGUGGUUCCUUCUACGCCUCCUAGUCCGCAAAGUCAGGAUUAUUUAGAUGAGAAUAAAAAAUCACCGGUUUUGGUUUUUAUUGCCAACCAAGUUGCUAAUACAAAUGUUACUUUGGAGCCUGGAGUUUUGAAGCAGCUCGUUGAAUUAUUGUGCACGGAAAGUUUGAGUAGUAAAAUUGUAAGGGACCAAAAAUUAGAGCGGGAAAAUGCGGUGCUGCAAUUAAUUUAUACGCAUAAGUUAAAUGGAAUUACGGAUAAUGUUUUGUUAACUUUAGCGCAGAGGGUUAAUUAUUACAAAAUUGCGGAGGUGAUUUACACUGCUAGGGAUGACUGGACGUCUGUUUGUAAGUGUUUUAUAGCUGAUUGCUAUCGUCAGCACCAAGUUUGGUCCUGGUUGGAAAAACUUUCCACAAGUGGGUUUAUUAAAGUUGUUCUUGAUAAUAUUCCGGCUUUGGUUGGGAUUGAUGUUGAUAGAAUAGCUGGUUUAAUUGCUAAAAGAAUUCCUGGGAAGGUUGAUAAAAUUAUUGAAAGAUUGAAAAAUGAUCCCAGUCUUGAAUACUCGCUUUUAUUGGCGCUGUUUUUAAUUAAUCAGUAUAAUGAUGAGGAAGCGAGUAAGGUUGAGUUGGCUACUCAGCAAUUGGAGAGAUUGUUGGAGCUUAUGUGUCAGUAUGACCCCGCAAGGGUUGUUGGUCAUAUGAAUGGAGCUCAUGGCUGUAGGCUGGAUCAAGCUUUGGUUAUUGUGGAAAAAAGUGGGCAUCAGGAAGCUCUGGCGCUGAUGUAUGAAAAAAUGGGAAAUUUUCAGGAAGCUUUUGAGCUGUUGUCUGGAAUUUUGAAGAAAAAAUUGAGAGAUUUUUGUGAUGGUGGAAGUGAGGAAGAUGUUGUGGCUGCUACGAUUAAUGUUUCGGGAUUGUGUAGGAGGUCUGCGGGGAAUUUGGACUGGAUGCCGCUUGUUGAAACUGUUUUAAAGUCAUAUGAUUUGGAGAGUGAUAAGAAUGAUAAAAAGGAUAAGUUGGAGAAUUUAAGGGGGAAAUUGUUGAAGAUUGUUCUUGAGGCGCUAAGUGGGACUAAUGCUUUGUCGAUUGUGCUAGAGAGGAUUUUGAAACAUCCUUUGGCUACUUCGGGGACUGUUGGGGAUAUUAGACAGUUGCUCACGGGAGUGUUGACUCAUUCGAGAUACGAACAAAUUUUGGUGGAGAAAACUGCUAAGUUGGUCAGUUUGGAGUUACAUGAGUCGUUGAAAAAAACUCUUAGAGAUGCAGGAAGAGCGUGUGCCAGUGCCUGCACAGUUUGUCCAGUUUGUCGACAAAUUCUCAGUCAGUGUACAGAUUACACGGUAUUUUUUGGCUGCGGGCACGGAUUUCACUCUCAAUGUCUAGGAGAGACAAAAUUAUGCUACAAAUGCUUAACUGAUAAAGGUUGGGCACCUGUUGCUACUAAUUAUACGCCCGAAUCAAGAGCCCCUCCUGAAAGACCACCAAUACUACCACCGAUGUUCAUGCGCCGCCGUGAUUUGACUCUUAAACUUGGUGCACCAACUGUUUUACCAAAUCUCGAAGGUAUUUUUUAAAGUCUAGUCUUUUUGUUACAAACAGUGACGCUAUAAUAAUUAUUAUUAAUAUUUUUCUUCUG